Molecule: messenger RNA, 2004 nt
Organism: Kwoniella mangroviensis CBS 8507
Lineage: Eukaryota; Fungi; Basidiomycota; Tremellomycetes; Tremellales; Cryptococcaceae
Exons: 2
Coding region: 1-2004 (667 amino acids)
Source: RefSeq, a predicted model, not a curated record
AUGCCAGAUCCAGAUUAUCAUCCUUCCCAUCUGUCAAAUCCGACAUCGACCUCAACCUCAAUCUCAAUUGCGGGUGGAUUACGAAAACGAAUAGUAAUGAAUCCACCACCAUCGUUCAUACAAUACUUGGCAUCCAUCGCUCCUCCCGCCCCUCCACCUCAAUCAAAUGGUCCAAUGAUGAUUAAUUCGAAUGGACAAGCUGUUUUGCUGUCCCCCAACCCGAAUUCAGGUUCGAAAGGGGCACAGAAUGCCCUUCAACCUCCUACUAUCGACGUCGACAAUUCCGACAACGAUCCAUCUGCUGGUGGUAGUGUGAAGGGUGAUGGUCAGGUAGUAUUGAAAGGUGAUAAAGUGGUGUUGGUAGCUCCUACCGAGACUCCUAGUCCCACAACCACUCCUACUCUGACCCCUACGGUGUUUGAAUUGGUGUCCUCGGUAGUCGAUAGUACUGCGAUGGCUUCUUCGGCCAUUUCGUCUAUUGGUCCUGCCACACCUACUCCAAUGUCCAUUUCAACGACAGAUCCAAUGACUAGCACAAGUACAGCUAUUACUGUCACUUCCACUCCAGCGACUACUAGUAAUGGUAUCAGUACGACCUCUACAUCUAUAUCGAGUACUUCCACCUCAUCUACCUCAGCUUCCCAAUCCUCCACUUCCACUUCCACUGCCAAGUCGUCUCCCGCUUCAGAUCAUCACCCACCUUCGGCAGGAAUAAUAUUCCUCAUUAUUCUCCUCGCUCUAGCGAUAUUCAUCGCCCUCGCUUCCCUCCUGCGAUACAUGGUCAAAUCACGUCGAUUACCAUGUCUGGGUAGAUCAAGGAACGACGAUGAUGAUGAUGGACUAUCAGACUUGGUUAGGGGUUUCGAUACUCCAAGGACAUUAGGUGGAGGAGGUUAUAAUCCUUAUCUUCAUGCUUCUACCUAUCCACACCUCUCUGAUGUCGAUGAUAAUCAAGAGAAGAGUGAAUUGGAAAGACGAUCAAGUCUAUUUGCUCAUCAAUCUACUACAAGUGCUAAUGGCAGAUCACCAUUCUUACACACCCAAUCACAAUCCAACUCUCCAAUCGGAUAUAAUGGGAGUAUGGACAUGGAUAUACCGGAUUUACCUAUUCCACCACCUAUAGCUCACGGUAUGGGGACGAGUACAUUACCUCAUCAUUUGUUAGGUGAGACGGGUCCGUUGGAAGUGCGCAAUGCAGUACCAGGUGAGAUGGACGAGCAUGAGCAUGAGCAAGAGCUUGCGCAAGAUGAGAGAGAAGUAGAGGGGAUAGAUGGGUUGGUAGGAUUGGUAGGAUUGGGUUUGGGUCAAGGUAGUCCGAGAUUCCUGGGUGUUAAUGGAAACGGUCUACCUGUACCUUGGUCUACACCCUUACCUCCCCGACCUUCAUCAAUCGAUUCAUUCGAUAAUCAUCAACUCGACCGGAACCUACAUCCUAAUCCAUUCGGAUCAUCUUCCACUUUAUCUGCCGCUCAAGCACCACCCUUGGGAUUCCCCUCACCAUCCCUAUCUCACGAUUCGUUAAGUCUUCCUCAGAGAUCUGCGACUUGGGCUAGUAAUUUGAGGAAUACAUUGUAUAACGCUAUUUCAGCUGCUAGAGUACCUACCGUCGGUUCGACCGCCGUAGGAUACCCAGGGAUGGGAGAUGAAGAUAAGUUUACUAGGACUGUGAGCGUCGGGAAUAUAUAUAGGAACGCAUCUUCAAGGAGGAAAGCCAUACCAUCGUUUGAUCUGGAGAAAGGUUUGAAAGUAGUUGACGAGAAAGAUGAUAUUGACGAUAGAAUGAAGAGUGACGAUUCGUCGUCUACUUUGAGUAUUCCUCGGAGACCUGCUGGAGCUGGAGAAAGAUUUAAAGGGUAUUAUUCGAGAUCGAAAAGUUCAAUGACAACCACUACGUUUUCGGUUGAUGGAGAUGGAGAAGAAGUAGAGGAAAUGAGACCUCCUACUAGGAUGGCUGGUGGGGCGAGAGCAGCAGGUGCUAGAACAGGGAGUUUCGUGAUUGUCUAA